Messenger RNA from Triticum urartu, 1197 nucleotides. RefSeq lists its product as uncharacterized. Gene Ontology annotation, molecular function: DNA binding. The record is from RefSeq and is a predicted model, not a curated record. Gene Ontology annotation, biological process: regulation of DNA-templated transcription. Lineage: Eukaryota; Viridiplantae; Streptophyta; Magnoliopsida; Poales; Poaceae.
AUGCUGCUGGAGGCGUCAACGUCGUCGCAGCAGCAGCCCGGCGAGGCGCCGCUGUACCCGUACCUGGACGUCCCCGGCGUCCGGUUCGUCCCCACCGACCAGGAGCUCAUCCUCUGCUACCUCCGGAGCAAGCUGCGCGGCGAUCCGCCCCCGACCUCGCUCGUGCGCGACGACGACGUGUACGCGGAGCACCCCGAGUAUCUUACGACGAGGCUGGGCCCGAGCGUGGAGGACUACUGGUACGUGUUCACGCAGAGGAGCCGCAAGUACGCCAAGGGGGGGCGGCCGAGCCGGAGCACGGGCGACACGGGCCGCUGGAAGUCGGUGGGCAAGAACACGCCUGUCACCUACGGGAAGGAGAAGGCGACGAUCGGGUUCAGGAACUCGCUGGCGUACGAGGUGUUCGUCCGCGACGAUGGCGGCGACUCCAAGAAGAAGCGGAUAGAGAAGACGGAGUGGAAGAUGACCGAGUUCGUGGACGUCGACUCCAACAGGCCCGUCUCGUCCGGCUCCAACUUCAUGCUGCUCAACGACUGGGUGCUGUGCAGGAUAACGCGCAAGCCGGAGAAGAAGAAGGGGGAGGAGGAGGAUCCCGGCGCUUCUCCGGCGGACGAGGUGGUGGAGGAGGAGGAGCACGAGCCGUCAUCGAUGAUGCUCGCCGACGAGCCGCUGACGGACACCAGCCCCGACACGUCGCAGCAAGCGCAGGUGACGGCGCCUGCCGGCCUCUUAGGCAACGGCGCCAACUGGUCGGACAGCACCGCCGACAGCCAGGCCGGACGAUCCGGCUCCGGCUCCGACCCCCAAAAGACUGCCGACGACGACCCGUUCGAGUCUCUUGAUCUGGGGCCCUUGCCGAGUGGGAACAGUCGUGACCAUGUCUUCACGAUUGAUCCAUGGGCCUGGAACCUGUAUUAUCCAGAGGGCACCGAUAUUGAUUCGUCCGGCAGCCGGCUCCGAACGCCCAGCGACCCUGAUCCGAUGGAGAUCCCGUCGGAACCACCUGCUUAUCAUCCUCAGCCUCGGCACGUCGUCACUGAUCUUCCCUCCUCCUCCGCCGGCGGUCUUGAUGAACUCACCAAGGUGAUUCGCAAGAGAAAAGAACACGCCAGGGCGAGCGGCGACGACGCCGGGAAGAAGGGCAACGCGGCAGUGAAGAAGAGCUCCGGGCGUGCAAAGCCAGACGGCCAAAACUAA